ACUUUACACACAAAUGUAACUAUUUCCCAAUAUUUUCCGGAAUUUAUUCUCAAUGUAAACAUUCUUCAUUUGUAAACACGUGCGUUAUCGCUGAUGAUGGUCAACUUUAUUGUACUGAAUUUUUUGAUAAACUCCAAAAGAUAUUGAAACUUCUAAACUUUACAAUAUAAUUCUCGCCUUAUGGCACAGGCAUCCAAUGAUACAUAAAACUGGCCUUUAAUAAUCCAUUGUUCAGUAUGUUGCCUAUCACACCGACCAACAUGUUUUUUGCCAAAUUUAAUACAAUUUCGUUGAUCUACAUCUGUUUGAUAUUCUACGAUGCUGUUAAAGAUGUUGAGGCACGACGACAAGCAAGAAUGAUUAAUGGGGAAGACGUCCUAAUUGAAGAGUUUCCAUCACAUGUCUUGAUCAGUUCCAUGUACAUGGUAAAUGGAUCCCGGGACAUGUACUUUUGUGGCGGAUCGCUCAUUACCCCAACUCAUGUACUGACUGCUGCACACUGUACCAUCUACUCCGACGAAACACCUAUGGCAUUAUCUUACUACUGCCUCCCACAGCAUAUAUUUGUCAGAGCAGGGGUUGCUAAUAUUCAUCAGCGUGGCUACGACUACACUGUGAAACGAAUAUAUAGACACGAAGACUACAGGAGUCAGUUCGAAUUAAAUCCAUGGGCAACGUGCGAUAUAGCCAUUCUCGAGUUAAACGAAGUUGUAGAGCUAGGCCCUACACAACAAAUUAUUAAGUUACCAUGCAACAUCGUCAGGCUCAAUGACGAAGGUAUUCUGCUUGGGGCCGGACCCACCUCUUCAGACCCCAAAACAGUCGGAACGCUAAAAAAAGCCACGUUUAAGGUCGUACCGUGCACGAAAUGGCACCAAUUUAAAGUAAUUUGUAUCCGGAAUGAAACCGUUAAUUCAGUAGAGGGUGACAGCGGUUCCCCUUUCAUAUUCGAAGACAGAAUUGUUGGAGUACUGGCGGCAAUACCACACAAACGAGACUUCUAUGUUGUCACGAAUGUCUUUUCAUAUAUCCAGUGGAUUGUGAAUAUUGUUGGCAUGCCGGAGGACAGGCCUACCUAAUAUGUCAUAGUGACAAGGAGUUGCAGGGAUAUCGAAUCGGCAGUCGUACAUAGAAAUUAUUUGCCAUUGAUCAGCCUCUUGACUACCCCAAUCAGUGAUCUCCAGGACGUAAUCGACAAUUAUCAGCUCGUCAUUAUUCGGUGUUAAAUGUUUUAUUCAAAUUUAUGCUGAGUAUCUUACUUUGUUUAAAUAUUUCUAAUCAGAAACGUGAUGAAUAAAUAAUUACGAUCUUUCUUUUCCAAAA
Messenger RNA from Diachasmimorpha longicaudata, 1323 nucleotides. Its product is annotated as trypsin 5G1-like. Gene Ontology annotation, biological process: proteolysis. The transcript is spliced from 4 exons. Gene Ontology annotation, molecular function: serine-type endopeptidase activity. The record is from RefSeq and is a predicted model, not a curated record. The coding region runs from base 237 to 1079 and encodes 280 amino acids. NCBI's taxonomy places the organism in Eukaryota, Metazoa, Arthropoda, Insecta, Hymenoptera, Braconidae.